Messenger RNA from Marasmius oreades (fairy-ring Marasmius), 666 nucleotides. RefSeq lists its product as uncharacterized. Gene Ontology annotation, biological process: defense response. The record is from RefSeq and is a predicted model, not a curated record. Gene Ontology annotation, cellular component: extracellular region. The coding region runs from base 1 to 666 and encodes 221 amino acids. NCBI's taxonomy places the organism in Eukaryota, Fungi, Basidiomycota, Agaricomycetes, Agaricales, Marasmiaceae. The transcript has 10 exons.
AUGUUUACUGACCUUCAUGCUGGGAGUGCUGUUCCCAACUUUGCCACCGGAUGGGAAGCUCCAGCUUGGUCCACGGUGUCGUUCAGCGUUCCUGACAACUGGACCGCGGGACGUAUCUGGGCACGUCGUAACUGCGACAUGUCCAAGCCUGGCCCCAACAACUGCCUCACCGGCGGAUGCAAUGGAGGUUUGGAAUGCGACCGUAACAGCGGCACUGGAGUACCCCCUGCAACUGUGGCGGAGUGGACACUGUCCGCCAACCCCAAUAUUCCCGAUAACUACGAUGUUUCCCUUGUCGAUGGUUAUAACUUGCCUGCAAGGAUCUCGAAUAACAAAGGCUGCCCAGUAGCCGAAUGUGCCAAGGAUCUGGGACCCGAUUGCCCCGCUCCUCUCAAGGGACCAUUCGACAGCACUGGAUUCCCAGUGGGGUGCAAAUCUGCCUGUUUGGCCAAUCUAGACGGAAACCCCCAGAACUCUGCUAAUUGUUGCACUGGGUCCCAUAACACCCCCGAGACAUGCCCCGCUAGCGGUGUUGCCUACUAUAGCUACUUCAAGACCAAUUGCCCAAGGUCUUACGCCUAUGCCUACGACGAGCGCAGUGGGACUGCCUUAUUCACCUGUGACUCCAAGCUCAAGGCCGACUACACCUUGACUUUCUGCCCCUGA